UCCUCUGCUGCUCAUACCGCUUUCCUUACGUCUCCUAUAGUGCAGCUGUGGUGGGUUAAAUCUGAAAAUUCAGACUCAAACCCAGUUUGGCCUCUAUUGGUUCUGAAGCGCCCUGCAACUUUGUUGAGACUUUGGGAAAUUUGUACCUGGAACCAACAAGUUGAUUUUAUUUUUGCUUGUUUGUUUUUGUUUUCCUUUGUGAAGGAACAAAGUGGACCAAAUGUAACUGGAUUAACCUGCUCAUGGAAUGUGGAUUUUCACUCAAAAAUACAUUUUGAUGGUCCUCUUGUUGGCUCAGAAGCAUGUUUUGGCAGUUUGCUGUCAGCAUGUGAGAGGUGAACCAGAAGACUAGGACACCGUAAUACGGCAAACAGGAUUUUUUUUACUAGUGUCACAAGGUAAGGGGAAUUGUCAGACAGGUGACCAACCACUGCAUCAGACUAAUUCACAGAGAGACAUGUCGAGGCCUCCGUCGUCCCAGAAUACCCCUCAGUUCUACAGGGUGAGCGAGAGAGACCUCACUGAGAUCGAGCUGCAUUCCGUCGACUCCAUCAACGACCUCCACCGAACGCACCCCGAGCACAGCCACAAAGGCUUGAGGCCUCCUCGCCCCGCGUACACACCGUCCCCAAACGGGAAUCUGUACACACAUGACGGGGCGACGGUCAUUCAGAGAGGGCGUCCGCUGGGCAGCAAAUGGCAGAGACGUCUUCAGGACAUGUUGACGCCGAGUUCAUCGAGGGCGUACGCCACGGGCUGCGCCAUCGUCUCCCUGCUUCUGCUCACAGUGUUGCUCAUCUUUGUUUUAGUCCAGCAGGGCGGCGCCAUCAGGAUGCUGACUGAGGCCGUGAGGGAAAAGGAGGCUGCAGCCAACAAGCUGGAGCUGCUGAUGCAGGAGCUGCAGGAACUGAGGCGAAACAUGACAGCCAUGAGACGGGGGACAUGAGGACGACAUGCACAGACUCCUCAGCGCUGUGCUAGUGCACUCACACGAGCUUGAUUCAUAGAUGAUGUCAAAUACUUUUACAAUGUGAAGUAUCAAACUUUGUUUCAUGUUGGCUUUGGUCGUUUGUCUCCAAGCACUACCUGUGCUUUGAGUUGAAAUGUAACAAUGACAUUACUUGUCUUUUUAUGUAUAUUAUGUAUUGCUGAAAUCAAGCAAAAAUAAAAUAAAACAAACAA
Molecule: messenger RNA, 1182 nt
Organism: Poeciliopsis prolifica (blackstripe livebearer)
Lineage: Eukaryota; Metazoa; Chordata; Actinopteri; Cyprinodontiformes; Poeciliidae
Exons: 4
Coding region: 458-946 (162 amino acids)
Source: RefSeq, a predicted model, not a curated record